Molecule: messenger RNA, 1542 nt
Organism: Saprolegnia parasitica CBS 223.65
Lineage: Eukaryota; Oomycota; Saprolegniomycetes; Saprolegniales; Saprolegniaceae
Exons: 4
Coding region: 1-1542 (513 amino acids)
Molecular function (GO): protein binding
Source: RefSeq, a predicted model, not a curated record
AUGAGCUUCUUCGAGUCGAUUGCGCGGUCGCUGGGCGCGUGGAUGGCCAAGCCGCCGCCAGCUGCGCCGGUUUGCAGCAGCGAGAUGCACGCGCCCGAGAGCGCGCUCAAAAAGUACAAGAUCGACGCGUCCGGCGUCUACACGGGGGUCUACGGCCCGCCGUCCGGUCCCUCGAUGCGACGCCAGGUGCACCCCACGGCACGCAGCUCCGCAUGCGAUGCCAUCGACGACGACCUCGUCGCGCGCUUCCAGCGUCACGUGCGGGUUUCGCGCCAGCCCGAGUGGGCAGCCGGCCGCCGCAUCCUCUCGACGGCCAAGGCGCGUCACGCAGCGAGUCUCGCCGAGUACACGCGGCACCUCGCCGAGCUCGACGGCCACGACCCGUCCCAGCGCAGCGGCCUCGCGAAGCUACAGGAGCUUGUGCGCGACUUGAGCCUCCUUGGCCCGCGCGAGGCCGAGAAGCUCAAGUGCAUGGACCGCCUCGAGAAGCUCGUGGACGACGUCGUGCGCACCGGCAACGAAGCGGUGGUGCUCCUCGUGCGCGAGCUCCAGGCGCUGCACGCACCCAUGACCAGCCUCAAGGGCGCGACACUCCAUAUUUUUUCGCUUCUGUCGGCGCGUGACGUGGCAAGCGCACGGCUCGUCGCGCGUACGUGGCACGACGUCGUGGCGUCCAAGCGUCUCUUGACGACAUCGCUUCGGACGCCAAUCGAUCGGUGGCGCUUCUGGACGCACUGCAUUCGCCGGCGCCCGGGCUACGUGCCUCAGUGCUUUGACUAUGGACAUCUCGUUGCGGCCGCGAUGGCCGACGUGGCCAACCCCCACCAUCGCGCGAUUGACGCCGACGUGCGCCGCACCACCUUUCGCCGUGGGAUCUACGCGCAUCAACAAGUGACAUCUUGUGACGAGAGCGACGCGCAGGCCAUGCUUGCGCGGCUACUCCGCGCCUAUGCGGCGCUCGACCCUGAGAUCGGGUAUUGCCACGGCAUGACGUUCUUGGGCAGUGCGCUUCUGAGCUGCCUCGCGUACAACGAGGCGUCCGCGUUCGAGAUCUUUGCCGCGCUCCUGUUGCACUAUGGGUUCCGGGACGUCUUUCGGUGCCCGGACCUUCCGGGCGCCAAGCUGCGCAUGUAUCAGCUCGACUGCCUUGUGCGGGUGCACCUCCCGCACGUGGGAUCUGCGCUCCUCAAGCAAAAAGUGCAUCCUCAAAUGUACGCGUCGGGCUGGAUCCUCGCGCUAUUUCUCCACGAAGCCAGCCUCACGAGCGAGAAUAUGGUGCUGAUUUUGGAUGGGUUUCUGCAGCAUGGCUGGGGGGCCAUGCUGCGCCUCUACGUGGGCUUGCUCAGCGUGCACGCGGACCAAAUCCUUGCGCCCAAGCCGCUUCAAGCCCUCGCCAAGCUCCCGAAAACCCUCAACCAGUCGCUCAUUGCCGCACUCGAAGCCGGCGACCAAGACACGCUCGUGCUCGCCACGUCCGAGCCGGCGCUCGCACUGCUGGCCGCGGACUACGACCCCGCCACGUCGCUCAUGGACUUUUUCUAA